AGAAUUACAAAAAAAGAAGAACUGUGAUUUGGGCUCAUGAGUCAGUUUGCGGUGUUUUCCAGGCCCGACAGGCCGAGCUGGAGGCCGCUCGUCUGGCAAAGGAGAAGGAGGAGGAGGAGGCCAAGCAGGUCGCCCAGCAGGCCAAGAAAGAGAAGGAGAUCCAGAAGAAGGCCAUCAAGAAGGAGAGGCAGAAACUCAGGACCACCUGCAAGAACUGGAAUUACUUUGCAGACAACGAAGCUGACAGUGUGAAAAUGAUGGAGGAGGUGGAGAAGCUCUGUGAUCGUCUGGAGCUGACGAGUCUGCAGUCCCUGAAUGAGAUCUUAGCGUCCGGCUCAAAAGAGGACAGCAAGGUAGCUGUGGAGAAGCAGGUGCAGGAGGUGAACGCCCAGCUGCAGAGAGAGAAGGAGGCCGAGGUCCAGAUGCGGCAGGCGGCUCGCAGCGCCGAGCAGGCCAGCGGAGGAGGAGGAGCCGGGGGGAAGGGCUGGAACGAGGAGGACCUCCAGCUGCUUAUCAAAGCCGUCAACCUGUUCCCUGCUGGGACCAACGCCAGAUGGGAAGUUAUUGCCAACUAUAUGAACCUUCACUCCACCUCGGGCAUGAAGAGGACGGCCAAAGACGUCAUCAAUAAAGCCAAGAAUCUCCAACGGCUCGAUCCAGUGCAGAAGGACGAGAUCAACAGAAAAGCCUUUGAGAAGUUCAAGAAGGAACACGGGUCGGUAGCGCCCACCAUCGACAACGCCGUGCCCUCCGAGAGAUUUGAUGCCUCUGGCAGCGACAGCAACGCCGCCUCCUGGACCACCGAGGAGCAGAAACUUCUGGAACAAGCCCUGAAGACUUAUCCUGUCAGCACACCCGAGCGCUGGGAGAAGAUCGCUGCUGCCGUCCCAGGACGGAGCAAGAAGGACUGUAUGAAGAGGUACAAGGAGCUGGUGGAGAUGGUUAAAGCCAAGAAAGCUGCACAGGAACAGGUUGCAAACAAGAGUAAAAAAUGACAAGAGCCACAAAGAAUAGUAUCUGUUAUUUUAACAUUAUUGUGUUGGUCUUUAUUUUAUAAUAAAAAUUAAAGGAGGAAAAAAUACUACAGACGAUACUUAAAUACUGUGUGUGUGUUUGUAUGCUGUACAGAUGAUGGGUUAUGUGUUCCCAGAGGCGGUCUGUUCAGGUUCUCAUCCAGAACAUCCCGCUGCGGAUCUGGUUGUAGUCUGGCAGCUGUUCGAUUGGACCUGAGACAAAAACAGAGAAGUUUAAUGUCAGCUGAAGUGCAUUUCACUGCUUUCAAAAGGAAAACGAGUGUGUUACACUGCGGGCUUAUUCUUUAAGUCUUAGCUUAGUUAGUCUUAGGUUUCUGUUGGUUUCGAUGAAAACACUGCACUCAUGCAAAGGGCUGCGAGCGCGACAUCACAGAAACUAUCCACCUGCUGUAAAUGCUGGAGGUGUUUUUGUUUACAGUCUGUCUGAAGGUGUUCACAGAUCUCAGCCAGUACUUUGCUGAGCACAGUGUUUUAUUAAUCCCUGCCCACCUACAAGAAUAUCAGUUCAAGUGUCCGCUCUGUUUAAAAUGUUUUCACAGCUUUACCUCACUGCGACGUACGUGCUCUUAAAAGCCACCAAACGCCGCUGAAAAACAGUGAUUUUACUUUACUCUUCUACUGCUGCCUUCAUCAGUUUGUUUGUGUUAUUGUGUGACUUUGGCGUUUUAAAGGGUUAAUAACUCAACCUCAAUACAGUUUUCUUACACAUUUUUCAACCAAUACAUUUCCAUGACUUU
Molecule: messenger RNA, 1771 nt
Organism: Plectropomus leopardus (leopard coralgrouper)
Lineage: Eukaryota; Metazoa; Chordata; Actinopteri; Perciformes; Serranidae
Source: RefSeq, a predicted model, not a curated record